AAAGGGAUAGAGACAAAAUCGAUGAUGUCACUGUCAAUGUGAGGCGUCGCUGAGAAGUGAAUACGGCUUUCAAUGCCGAAAAACCAAAAAAUGAAGGUGCAACAAAGACUCGUACGUCGGCGUCUCUGUGUCACAGCCUCCGCAGUGUUGCAACUAUCUUUGGUCAACGGUUUGAAAUUCAGCGAAGACGAGGCGGCUUCUUCUCGUAGCAGAAGUCUUCUUUCAUCAUGGACGAGGACAGCGCCAAGUAGAACAACUCAGAAGACGUCGAAAUCUGGAAAUGCUUUCCUUGGCACCUCGGGUCAGGAUGAUGAUAAGCACAUCUUCCCUAUUGAAACUCACCAUCGUGGCUGCUACAAGUUCAAGCAGGAGGCGCCUUCGACUUCGACUUAUGGAAUUACAAAUACUUCGCUAGUAACUACAAACUCGUGAGUCAUCCCCUUUCGUCCACCAGACUCUUUCCUUCUUCUUCCCCUGCUUCACCUCGACUUCCACAUCCAAAUCCUCUCACUCCCACUUCUAACACCAAGGUGGCAUAGCCUCUUUCAAUGCAACCACUCGACCUAGCGCAGAGGGCCUGGACGUCUUGUUCCGUUCUAGUGGUGGGCCCUUUUCUGUCAAGGAUUGCGCUAUUCAGUGUGAGAGUGAAAAGGCUCUGCCGAAAUAUGCACUACUCUCAGAAGGCGGCGAUAUCUGCGAAUGCGCAGAGGAUCUGGGGAGUGAAUAUGCUAUGCUGUGACACCGCGACUUUUUCUACUUAAUUUGCUUGUGAAUAAUACUCGUAAAUAAUACUGGAAAAGCACUGCGAUCGCGAUGAAGAAUGUCCUUUUCUCGAGAUUCGCAACUACGACCAUUUUCAAGAUGUUACUCGUCCCUGCUAACUCAACAUCCAUACGCUAAUCCCAACAUUAGCACCGGUGGAGCCGAAUGUGAUUCCCGGUGCACAGCUGCUGGGGACACGGAUAGUCCCUGCGGCUCCUUCGAUGGCGAAUACAAAUCCGUUUAUUGGUGGAGUCGUUGCACUGAAGAAGAUGAUAAUCCAUUGAAUAGUAUGGCAGGGAAUGAAAUUGAACAUAAAUAGUUCUAUGUAUUAGAUUAGAGACUUAGAAGAGCCGUUUUGAUCUUCGGUGCGAGGUUAGGGUUUCGACAGCAAGAAUUCUCUCCAUCCACUUUUCUCUCCUCCUUUCGUUUCCCCUCUUCACUCCCCACCGCUGCAAAUGCGCACACGGUGUUGCGCAGACCGGCGAACAUUGUGUUGAGGAUUAUGCGCAGUCUUGUGCCAGUUGCGACGCAGGCUUCACCCUUGAUGGCGAAGAGUGUGUCCGCAACGCCUGUGAGUGUCCGCACGGGACAGGAUCCGCAGGAGAAGCGUGUCCAGUAGAUGCGGAGAUUCGCUGCGAACAGUGCUUUGAGGGAUACCACUUGAUUAUGAUGUUGGACGGACAAAGAUAUCCAUAUCUUCGCGAAUCUCGAUCGGGUUAGUACUACACUUAUAAUACGUCUCAGGGUCGUUUAAAGUAUGCUUUUUCUCAUCUCCUCAUCUGCAGCGCCCUUGAGUUUUCUAAGAAGCAAGCCCUAACAAGUCCAUUCCAGUAGGUGCGGAGAUUCGCUGUGAACAGUGCUUUGAGGGAUAAAUCAUUCGACUGUGAUGUAUGGCAAGAAAAACAGUUGUCUGAUUCUGAAGGUUGAAAGUGUACUUCCCUAUCUGCAGCCCCUUUGAGUUUUCUAAGAAGCAAGGCCUAACAAGUCCUCCACCAUCCGCAUCCCGUUUCUAACUCCAUUCCAAGAAGUGUCUUGAACGCAACGAGCGUAGCCACUCCGCAGACACUGACGGGACCAUCGCCCAUGACGUGUGCUGUCAACGAAUGCAGCUGUGCGGGAGGCGUGGGGGCUACUGGCGCCGACUGCCCCUCGCAUGGAGCAGCCUUUUGUUCCAAUUGCACCGAACCGGGAUUUUUCAUGUUAGGGAAGAUGAUGUGAUGAAGACCUAUAAUCGUUUGAAGAUAUUAGAGGAUGAUGUAGAACUUCAACAAUUGGUCUUCAGGUGUAGGAUUAAGGGUAGAUUAAAGCUGCAUUUGUUACCGUUUGUUAUGGCUCUCCUAAGGAGGACGGCCAUAACAAACGGGACAAACGAACACCAAGAACCUACCUCUAAUAGGACUUGCGUCUUUUUGUGAUCAUGUUCCGACCUCAACGCCAUAGAUGCAUUCCCUGUCUCUCCUAAUCCAAAAAGCACCCGGCGAAUGCGAGGAAAAGCAGUGCGUCUGCGAUCUCACCACUGGCACCGCCGCAAAGGGCGUGGAAUGUCCAGCUCCUCAUGCCAACGUGUGCUCCGUGUGUCACGAAGGCUACCACUUGGAUGGGCACAGUUGCGUCAAGAACGUCUGUAAUUGCCCACAUGGUGAGCACGCAGAAGGUGGCGAUUGUCCGGUGGACGGUGCACUGAAGUGCACUACUUGCGGUGAAGGCUUCGACAUGCUCAACGGAGAGUGCACGGAGAGGAUGUACUAUAAUUGUGACUUUAUCUGCUCGUGAUUACAUCGCCCAGAAUACUGUAUUCUUCUUAACACAACUAUGGCAGCCUUAACGCGUUAUUUUAGCAACACGUUAUAAAGCAGAAUAUUACUAGAGCAGUACUAGAAUCCAACCAGCAUGCAUCUAUAACGCGUUGCUAAAAUAACGCGUUAAGCCUGUCAUAACAACUCCACCACAGCUGCACUUGUCCCGCCCAUGGCGAUCCCGCUGUUGGAGCCCACUGUCCGGCUAAUGGCACGAUGGCUUGUGAGCGAUGCGACUACCAUUACGAGCUAAACGCAGCUACGAGGACUUGUGACCGGUGGACCCCGAAAUAUGUGGGUUGCUUCGAGGACAACGGAGACCGCGAUUUGCCUAAUCUGGUGAUGCCCGUAAGGGCUAAAACGAAGGUUAUGAUUUCGUCAGAAGACAGCGUAGAUCUAGACAUGAACUUCCAGACAGCAACACUGAACUACAGAAAAGUUUGUUUAGUAUCUGUUGUCCUUCCCACCUCCUUCACCUGCUUCCAUCAAUCAAACCAUUAUAGUUCACCUUACCAAUCCCACUUUCUCUCUCUUCUAACCUACGAAGAAUGGAAGCAACGCCUGAGAGCUGCGACAUUUGGUGUGCAGAGUACAAGUAUUUCGCGAUCCAAGCUGGCCACGAAUGCUGGUGCGGCAACAAGAUAGACUACACAUCCAAACCGGAGUCAGACUGUAAAGCUUGUAAGCAUGACAGUAGUCUAAAGUGCGGCGCCGGAUGGCGAAACAGCGUCUACGAGCAUGAACGUAUAUCGGCUUAAGAUUUGAUUUUGGCGUUAGAAAACGAUGUUGACACUCACGCUCCUUUUGUUUCUCGAUCUUCGAUUACAUGAUCAGGAUCAUACUCCCUUACUAAAUCAAUGAAAAAGUAUUCUCUCUCUACAACUACUAUUCUCUCUCUCUCUGUCUCCCUCUCUCGCCUUUACCGUUCUGGCACUUACCUCACGCUUAACCCGUUACUUCUCCCCACCAAGUAGACCCUUUUCUUACUUCUUCCACUUCUACAAAAUCACAGCUACCGUCAAGUACAUCGGUUGUUACGAAGACCAAGGAGAGCGAGCGAUGGAGAUGCAUGUGGACAAACACCACACUUUCCAGUCGUGUAUGGAGACGUGCACAGACCCUCAUAUUGGAGGUGGACCUCAUAAUUAAGGCUCGUCUUGACCUUGAUGCUAUUGACAGAAUUGACUUCAUUGACAUAAUAAAUUGACAUAAUUGACAUUGAUUCAUUGAAAUAGGCAGUGUUGCAAAGAAAAGCAUGAAUGAUGCUGUAUGAUGCCUCAACUUUGUCUUCAUCUUCGUUGACGCAUCUUCAUUUGCUUUUGCACAACUUGAGUACUUAGACAGCUAACUUGUUUGGGCCGACAGCUGCGCCUCGUUUGGUGGUCUCUCUAAUCUGAAUACUUCGCUCUCCAAAACGGCAAGGAAUGUGCAUGUGGUGCCGACUUCGCACGCUACGGACGUAAGGCGGAUAGUGAAUGCAAGUAUGAAUGUGCGGAGGGCAAUAGCUUGUCCGGAAAAAGGGAUGAUGGAUACUUUAUGGCGGUUCUUACUUUUUACUCGACGUCGACGGUCUUUUGGUUGGUUGGUUGGUUGGUUGGUCGGUCGGUUGGUUGGUUGUAGUUAGUAGUCUAAACUCAUCCUCCGGAAGAUGCCCCCUUAGCGGAAUAUAUAUCAGGAGAAAACUCCUGCAAAACGAGGACAUCAUCAUUCAGCAGGAUAUGGGCAAGUAGGGAUCUUCAAAUGAAGAACAAGGUCAAGCCUAUUCAACAUAGACACGCCUCUAAGCACUGCGGCGGCGGCUGGCGUAAUGCAGUUUAUGAAGUCCAGGCUUCCACAGCAGUCGGUGGCGGUGCCUUUGGGGACGAGCCUAAUAACCUUGGCCCUGGAUGGACCAUGGUUGCUGGGAUUGGAUACCGAUUUGCUCCCGGUUACGAGGGAGCGACAAGCUGUCCUUUGGGAUCUGAUCUUUAUGGACGUGGAGGGUGGAUUUGCAUUUCUUUUUAGAAGAUGGGAGUAGUUGGGGAUUGACUUGACGCACAACUUAGAAGCUAAAACCAAGCAAAAAGCAACUUCUCUUCAUGAUUUAGAAGCAACUCUCAGCUAAGUACCUACAUGCAAUACUCCGCAGCUGCAUAGAGUCAGCAGCUACAUAGUCGCCUCAACAUCAACCCGCCCCUUUCAUCCUCCCGCGACUGUCGAGCUCCCUUCGCAGAUGCGCUUUGUGAAGCAGCUAGUUGGUGGUCCGCGACAAAAUGCGGUUGCUCUGGGCUUCACCGAUGCCAUAACUGAGGGUGAGUGGGCGCAUACCGAACACGGGUUGCCGAUUCUCCAUGAUUAAGGCAACUACUAAGAGCACGAGCAGAGUACAACUACUUAUAAGGGGAAAUAUGAAUAACUACUACUGGGACGUGAGGGAGGAUGCAAACGCUGUAGCUGCUCUAACAUGAGGGUCAGAAGGGCGGUCUAGAAUGGGGUCGUGCCGAGCCCAACGACGAUGGCGCUGGCGAAGACUGCGCAGUCUUGAAACCCGAUGGCAAAUUCAACGAUGUCAAAUGCUCUAAAGUCUCCAACGGAGACUACUGGUUGGUUUGCUCGAAGAGAGUGUAGAAUUGCCACUAGUACUUACUACUUUUCUUGUCCUUCAUCUUCUUUUCUAUGGUUUUUUCCAAAGUCCAUUUGGCUUUAUUAUGCUUAUCAUGCUAGCAGCAUAUUAAUAGUCGUAGGGAGUUGUCUCCUCUCGUAUUCUUCUUUUCCUUCUUUGCACCACUGCAGUGUAGUCACUGUUCAGGCUUGUGCAUGUUUAAUUAUUUUUCUCUCGGUACAUAGAAAGACAGACACCACGUGCGAUUGCAAAGAGAAUCAAAACGAAAAUUGUAGUUUUUUUGUAGAU
This is a messenger RNA of Amoebophrya sp. A25, 5448 nucleotides long. NCBI's taxonomy places the organism in Eukaryota, Dinophyceae, Syndiniales, Amoebophryaceae. The record is from the annotation of a GenBank genome assembly.